CUGCAGCGAUGCGCGCAUGCGCCGCCAUUCUAUUUUUUGCGGCGUGGCCAUGUUUUAUUCACGCGCAAAAAUCGCAUUCACGCGAAAACAGCCCAAACUUCGCGAACGGAAUAAAUGAAAAUUUAAUCCGCCUCGUACCGUGUGUAAAAAAUUUAGGUCUUUCGAAAUGUGUGGGCGCAUACGGAGCAUGGCGCGCGGAAAAAUCUCUUGAGGCCUACGCGUAUACUGAACACAGUGCGAGGUUUCCAUGGCAACGCUACUACAAUGUUUCCGACGAUGAACUCUAUUCGAAGCUUUGUGACGGAGCGGAGAGACUACUACAACGUCGUUCUCUAAAACUGAACUUGAAUGAAGAUUAUAGUCUACAGCUGAGAGUUACUGAAAACGGAUCGUUGAAUGUCGACGUCUUGAAAAGUGAACUAGCAUCGGGAAGGACCAGUAAAAAGUUUGAAAAAUAUUUCUACGAAUUGGUGCCAUUUAUACUAUUGCCAGGUCUCUUAAUGUCCGCGGUCUUGCCGUUCUUCUUGCCAACUUUGAAAAUGAUGACCUUAGGAGCUGGAAUGCUUAACAACAUGGCUCUCACAGGCGCUGUGUUCACUCUACUCAGAAACAAUGCUUUCAAUGAUAAAUAUGAGAAGAAAGUUAUUUAUUUAAACAAUGGUUACCUCAAUGACAAAUUAGAGCCGCUUGCCGACAGCCAAUCUACAAUUAUUGUUGAUGGGGAUUUUGACAAAUACAGUGGCAAAUAUCCUGAUAAAUUCGCCACAGUGGAAACGAAUGAUGUUAAGGAUUUUCAUUUCAAUGGCCAAGAACCGCUCGAAACAGAAAAUCUUAUCAGUUCAGACUGGCUCAAACAGAUCACCGGAAAAGAUGACGUUAAAGUUUUCCAAAAUAAUUUCGUAGGAAAUGAUUGGAGAAGGGAAUACGAUGCCGGAAAGCAAACAGAAUGGGUCGGUAAAAAUAUUUGAAAAUGUAUAAGAACACCUACUUUCAUACUAAGUAUAUAAUUUAACUUUGGCAAGGUGGAUAACUGUAUAAAAAUAUUUGUUUUCCUGAGAUAAAAAGCAAAGAUCGAUCACUUCUUGUGAACCCCCGUUCCUCUUAAAAUCGUUCCUGCCCUUUUGAAGACUUGCUCGGACAAAUAAACAGAUAGUUGGACAAGGAAAAAACAGUGAAACAAUCACUUAAAUUAGGUAUUUAUUUCUAUGGAUUUCUACCAUAAACUUUUUAAGUUAGAUAAAUUAUUAUUUAUUUUAUUGAAAUAAGAAAACGUAAAUAGAUAAAAUUGAGAUAUAAGAAGGUAGAUUACUAUGGUUUCCUAAAAAUAUUGUUUGUUACGAAUUAAAGUAUCCAAGACAUUAGGUUUUACAUCCGUCAAUUUAGUUCAUCAUGAGAUAAGAAAGAUGAAUAAAUGAUUUUGAUGGAGUAGAUGAAAUUAAAAUCAAUAUGUAAUCUCAUAGACUAUAUAUUAAUCUAUAUUAUAUUUAAAAAUUCUGUAAUCUGUUGAUAAGUUGCUUAGAUUUUGUUAUUUAUUGUCAUUUAAAUGACUGUACAAUUUUUGACAAAUAACAAAAUCACUUAUCAAUAGAUAGUGAUUCUUUAUUUCAGCCGUAAAGGCGCGUUUCGACUCAUGCGGAGCGGAUCGGAGUCGUGUGUUUUCAACCAAUCAGAUAAAUGGAUGAGGGCGUGAUUAGGUUCAUCACGUUAUCUAACAAUAAACUGAUUGGUCUAUUAAACACGCUUCCGCAACGCUCCGCUUCAGUGGAAUCGCACCUUAAUGUCUUUGCAAAAAGCAAGCUAAUUACUUAUAAUUUUUAUUCAAUAUUUAAGUGUGUAUAGGUAACCGAAUUAAAACAACAUCAUUAUUGUUUAUCUUGUGUUUAUUAAAAUACUGAUGUUUUAUACAAUAAAUCUUUAUUCAUUAU
Maniola jurtina (meadow brown) is the source of this 1925-nucleotide messenger RNA. RefSeq lists its product as uncharacterized. Lineage: Eukaryota; Metazoa; Arthropoda; Insecta; Lepidoptera; Nymphalidae. The record is from RefSeq and is a predicted model, not a curated record. Bases 9 to 968 code for a protein of 319 amino acids. The transcript has 2 exons.